AUGAACGGCGACGGCUACUCUCGCGGCCGAGGAAAGGGAUCUCGCGACUAUCCGAGAGACCGUGAUGAUAGACGCGGUGGUGAUAGAGACAGACACCGAGACCGAAGACGUUCCCGUUCCCCCUACGACCGAAGCUCUAGACGUCGCGAGGACGAGGACAGUUACGCGACAAGUCGCAGCCAUCGCGAGCGCGAGCGUGAGGACAGAUACUCUGGGCGCGAGAGACGUGGUGGAGAUCGAGAGUGGGAUCGCGACCGCGGUUCCUCCAGACGCGACGCUAGAAGAGACGACGACGAUCGCCCGCGGAGAGAUCGCGACCCGUACGACGACAGACGCCGAGGCGGAAGAGACAGAAACGAGGAUGCCGGGUUCGGCCGCCGCGAACAGCAACAACAACAACGCCAGCGUAGCGCGACGCCACCUCCCAAGAAGAGGGAGCCAACACCUGAUCUGACAAACAUCACAUCAGUCUUGGAGCGCAAGCGACGUUUGACUCAGUGGGACAUCAAACCCCCCGGCUAUGAGAAUGUCACUGCUGAACAAGCCAAGCUGUCAGGCAUGUUCCCUCUGCCCGGUGCUCCUCGCCAGCAGCCCAUGGAUCCCAGCAAGCUCCAGGCCAUCAUGAACCAGCCCGGUGGCCAAGUCAACAGCGCCGCACUGAAGCCGAGCAACUCGCGCCAGGCAAAGCGUCUGCUCAUCAACAACCUUCCCCCAUCCACGACCGAAGAAACCCUCCAGAACUUCUUCAACUUGCAGCUGAACGGCCUCAACAUUAUCGAGAGCACCGACCCUUGCACUAGCUGUCAGGUUUCAAAGGACAGCUCCUUCGCCGUGGUUGAGUUCAGAAACGCUUCCGAAGCCACCGUAGCGCUGGCUCUCGAUGGAACCUCGAUGGAGGCCGACGAUGUCACAAAUGGCGCAGCGGGUAGCCAGGGCCUCGAGAUCCGUCGUCCGAAGGAUUACAUUGUUCCCGCGGUGGUUGACGACGUCCCAUACGAGCCGGGCGUUGUUUCCAACACGGUGAUUGAUACUCCAAACAAGAUUAGCAUCGUGAACAUGCCCCCCUACCUUUCAGACGAACAAGUGUCGGAGCUUUUGGUGUCGUUUGGCGAGCUUAAGGCGUUUGUUCUUGUUCGUGACAGAAGCACAGAAGAAUCUCGGGGCAUCGCAUUCUGCGAGUACGUUGAUCCAGCAGCCACGGACGUUGCCAUUCAGGGUCUCAACGGCAUGGACCUUGGAGACAAGAAGCUCAAGGUUCAGAAGGCCAGUGUCGGUGUGACUCAAGUUGCUGGAGUGGAAAUGGGAGUCGCAGCCAUGUCUAUGCUGGCUGGAACGACUUCAACGGACUCUGAGGAAACCCGUGUUCUGCAACUUCUGAAUAUGGUCACUCCAGAGGAGUUAAUGGAUCCCGACGAUUAUGAGGAAAUCAAGGAGGAUGUCCAGGAAGAGUGCGCCAAGUUUGGCAACGUCCUUGAUAUCAAGAUUCCUCGUCCCGUGGGAGGCAGCAGACAAUCUGCCGGUGUUGGCAAGAUCUUUGUCAAGUUCGAGACCAAGGAGUCGUCCAAGAAAGCGCUCCAAGCACUUGCAGGACGCAAGUUUGCGGAUCGCACUGUUGUUACCACAUACUUCCCCGAGGAAAACUUCGAAGUCGGUGCCUGGUAA
This is a messenger RNA of Colletotrichum phormii, 1662 nucleotides long. RefSeq lists its product as uncharacterized. Gene Ontology annotation, biological process: mRNA processing. The transcript is spliced from 6 exons. The record is from RefSeq and is a predicted model, not a curated record. Gene Ontology annotation, cellular component: nuclear speck; commitment complex; nucleus. Gene Ontology annotation, molecular function: pre-mRNA 3'-splice site binding; poly-pyrimidine tract binding. Lineage: Eukaryota; Fungi; Ascomycota; Sordariomycetes; Glomerellales; Glomerellaceae. The coding region runs from base 1 to 1662 and encodes 553 amino acids.